UACACUACUCUUACAGCAUCUCAACGAUAGAAAAAAGAGCAAGCUUUAGUUCAAGAUAUACCACACAAAAAUAUUCGAUUAAAGAUCCUUCAUUCCAUUUCUAAAGAGCUACUGACAUCACUUGACAUCUCUAUAUAACUCUCAGACCAAGCUAGCUUGUGGUUCAAGUACCCAAUCUCAUCCCUGCUUUCCGUGCUUUCUUUGAAGAGCUUUCUGCUCCCAAUAAUUUCUUAGGUUGUAGUAUUUCCUUGCUUGCUUGUCAAGUUUAUUGAUCAAUUAAUGGCUCCCAGUCUCGGCAAAGGUGGCUCAAACAUUUCCGUCCUGGUGGAUGGCUGCAACCUGUCAUUAAUCAGUCUAGACGAAUCAAAAUUCUUGGUGAAUAACCAUGUCAUUUUAUCCGAAGUUCCGGCCAAUAUCGUUGCCACACCCUCCCCAUACACCACCGGUGACAAGCCGGUCACAACAUCUUCCGGCUGCUUCGUAGGUUUCGACAGCCUGGAGGCAAAGAGCCGUCACGUCGUGCCGGUUGGGAAGCUCAAAGACAUCAGGUUCAUGAGCAUUUUCAGGUUCAAGGUCUGGUGGACCACCCACUGGAUUGGAACCCAAGGUGCAGACCUCGAAAACGAAACUCAAAUAGUCAUUCUCGAUAAGUCCGACUCCGGUCGCCCCUACGUCUUACUCCUUCCGCUCAUCGAAGGCCCUUUCAGGGCUUCUCUUCAGCCCGGCGAAGAUGACUACAUAGAUCUCUGCGUCGAAAGCGGGUCGACAAAAGUCAACGGCUCGUUGUUCCGGAGCGUGCUUUACAUGCACGUGGGAGACGAUCCAUUCACGCUGGUCAAAGAGGCUAUGAAGGUGGUCAGGUUCCACCUGGGGACCUUCAAGCUCUUGGAGGAAAAGACUCCACCGGGCAUUGUGGAUAAGUUCGGGUGGUGCACUUGGGAUGCCUUCUACCUCACGGUGCAGCCGCAAGGCGUGUGGGAAGGUGUGAAGGACCUCGCGGAAGGAGGGUGCCCGCCUGGGCUGGUGCUGAUCGACGAUGGUUGGCAGUCCAUCUCCCACGACGACGAUCCAAUCACCACAGAAGGAAUGAACAGAACAUCCGCCGGUGAACAAAUGCCUUGCAGGCUCAUCAAGUUCCAAGAGAACUACAAAUUCAGGGACUACGAGAGCCCCGGCAAGUCGGGAUCCGGUGCCGGCCCAAAUAAAGGCAUGGGUGCUUUCAUUCGGGACCUCAAGGACAACUUCAAAAGUGUGGACUAUGUUUACGUGUGGCAUGCGCUUUGUGGAUACUGGGGCGGGCUUAGACCCGACAUCCCGGAGCUGCCCGAAUCAAAAGUGAUUGCACCGAAAUUGUCCCCCGGACUGCAGAAGACCAUGGAAGAUCUCGCGGUGGAUAAGAUCGUGAACAAUGGAGUUGGGUUGGUACCGCCGGAGCUUGCUGACCAAUUGUACGAAGGCCUUCACUCUCACCUGGAGUCCAUUGGAAUUGAUGGAGUCAAGGUGGACGUCAUUCAUCUGCUGGAAAUGGUUUGCGAGGAUUAUGGGGGCAGAGUGGAGCUCGCGAAAGCCUACUUCAAAGCCCUUACGUCUUCCGUCAGAAAUCACUUGAAAGGGAAUGGCGUGAUUGCCAGCAUGGAGCAUUGCAACGACUUCAUGUUCCUCGGAACCCAAGCCAUCUCCCUUGGCCGUGUCGGAGACGACUUUUGGUGUACCGAUCCUUCCGGUGAUCCGAACGGCACAUUCUGGUUACAAGGGUGUCACAUGGUUCACUGCGCUUAUAAUAGCUUGUGGAUGGGCAAUUUCAUUCACCCUGACUGGGACAUGUUCCAGUCAACUCAUCCCUGUGCUGAAUUUCACGCUGCCUCUCGUGCCAUCUCCGGUGGACCGAUCUACGUGAGUGACUCUGUAGGAAAGCACAACUUCGAGCUCCUCAAAAGCCUCGUCUUGCCUGACGGUACAAUUCUGCGUUGCCAGUACUAUGCGCUUCCUACCCGUGAUUGCCUCUUUGAAGACCCUCUUCACAAUGGAAAAACCAUGCUUAAGAUCUGGAACCUCAACAAGUAUACCGGAGUUGUGGGGGCAUUUAACUGCCAAGGUGGAGGAUGGUGCAGAGAAGCGAGACGCAACAAAUGUGCCUCUCAGUAUUCUCAUUCUGUGACUUCCACUUUCAGUCCCAAAGAUGUGGAGUGGAAGCAGGGGACUUCGCCAAUCUCAGUUGAUGGAGUUCAAGUGUUUGCCCUGUACUCUUUCCGGGAGAAGAGGCUGCUGCUCUCGAAGCCAUCCGACGACUUCCAAAUAUCGCUGGAGCCAUUUCAUUUUGACCUCGUAACUGUCUCGCCCGUCAAGGUCUUUAGCGGCAAAGGUGUCCGGUUUGCUCCAAUUGGUCUGGUGAACAUGCUCAACUCUGGUGGUGCCAUUCAGACAAUGGUGUUCAAUGAUGAUGCCGACGCCGUACAAAUCGGAGUAAAGGGAACCGGAGAAAUGAGGGUCUUCUCGUCCCAGAAGCCCACCGUUUGCCGUGUCAAUGGGAAUGAGGUGGCAUUUGAGUAUGAAGGGCACAUGAUCAUAGUUCAAGUCCCAUGGCCCAAUUCUUCUGGGCUUUCUGUAAUUGAGUACCAGUUCUGAUAACUAUUUUUGGGUUUGGAUCCUGAGUCCAAAAUUGUAUCCAACUCUUGCACGCAAAAAUGUAAACUAAGACGGAAAAAAGUCUAAUCAAGUGCAAUCAAGUGCAUUACCAAUA
Messenger RNA from Coffea eugenioides, 2740 nucleotides. RefSeq names its product galactinol--sucrose galactosyltransferase. The record is from RefSeq and is a predicted model, not a curated record. Bases 280 to 2625 code for a protein of 781 amino acids. NCBI's taxonomy places the organism in Eukaryota, Viridiplantae, Streptophyta, Magnoliopsida, Gentianales, Rubiaceae. Gene Ontology annotation, molecular function: galactinol-sucrose galactosyltransferase activity. The transcript is spliced from 4 exons.